AUGGCAGGGAAAGAAGUAUUAAUUGUCUAUGCACACCAAGAGCCCAAAUCUCUAAAUGGUUCAUUUAAAACCUUAACAAUGGAAGAACUGAAGAAGCAAGGCUGUAUUGUCACUGGUUCAGACUUGUAUGAAAUGCAAUUUGAGCCAAGAACAACUAAGAAAGAUAUAGUUGGUGAAUUAUACAAUCCUGAUCAUUUUAAUUAUGGAAUUGAGGCCUGGAAAGCUUAUAAAAAUGGAUAUCUGACUGAAGAUUUGAUUGAGGAGCAAAAGAAAGUGAACAAAGCCGACUUGGUGAUUUUCAAGAAUAAAUUAGCUUUACUUUCAUUUACCACUGGAGGAGACGAAGAAAUGUAUUCAAGGAGAGGACCCAAUGAUAAUAUUUGUUACCUUCUCUGGCCCAUGCAGCAUGGCAUCUUACACUUCUGUGGUUUCAGUGUCCUUUCCCCUCAGAUCUGCUUUGCCCCUGAGUAUGUGACAGAAAAGACAACAUGUUGA
Messenger RNA from Protobothrops mucrosquamatus (brown spotted pit viper), 495 nucleotides. Its product is annotated as ribosyldihydronicotinamide dehydrogenase [quinone]-like. Gene Ontology annotation, molecular function: NAD(P)H dehydrogenase (quinone) activity. The transcript is spliced from 2 exons. The coding region runs from base 1 to 495 and encodes 164 amino acids. Lineage: Eukaryota; Metazoa; Chordata; Lepidosauria; Squamata; Viperidae. Gene Ontology annotation, cellular component: cytosol. The record is from RefSeq and is a predicted model, not a curated record.